Messenger RNA from Striga asiatica, 960 nucleotides. NCBI's taxonomy places the organism in Eukaryota, Viridiplantae, Streptophyta, Magnoliopsida, Lamiales, Orobanchaceae. The record is from the annotation of a GenBank genome assembly.
AUGUAUAAUUCUGACACCCUCAUUCAAAUAUUUCCAGAAGUAUAUUGCCUCAAUGCUGAUGUUCGUGAGUUUAACAGCAAAAUCAUCGAUAGUGAUGUGAAAAACCUAAUAACUUGGUUCCAUUUAGGGCUCCAAGCAGGAGUCUGUUGGGAUCCAAUUAGGAUCUUCAAGGGGACAAAGAAAUACCUUGUACGGCAGAUGGACCAACUAAUUGAUCUUCUCCUCAGUCGACCAGCGGAGGCGAGCCGGCGGAGUCUGGCCCUGCGAGUUUGCUUGUCCGAUGUGGGAUGCAAAGUCGCCACCACGUCUGCUGCAUCCGGAGGCCCUGUUGUGAUGGAUGGGAAUGAAUCCGAUGAGGCGAAGGCCUUUGCCAAUUUGAGUAUCAACGAGUUUGAUGAUAAUGAUGAGGUCAAUUUUGACAAUGAUAGUGACCAUAUUGCUGAAGAGGAUAUACAUGCGAAAACUGAAAUUGUUGUCGAACAUAUCAAUGAAGUUGGAGUCGUGGAGGAGAAAGGAAAUCCACUGGCCUCAUCCAGUUCGUUCGAGUUUGAUAAUCUAGUACAAAAUCUGGGUAAUGCAAAUGAUGGCACUGAAGUGUUGCCAGAUUCGACAUUGGCGAGUAAUAAUAAGACAACUGCAGAGAAGGGUUCAUCUGAUGUGGUGAUAAUGAGCAAUAGUAGUGACGAAUUAGGAGCUCCUGGAGUUAAGGAGGUGGACUGGAGCGCGUUUGCUGAUUCCGCUAAGAAUGACGAUGGGAAGGCUUCGGGUCGUACUCCGACUUUUUCAGUGAAUUUGAAGGAGAUAAUACUGGUGACGCAUUUGAUUUCGCUUGCCUUCUUCUUGGCUUGUGAGGUUGCAAUUUUGGGUGACGUGGAUACUUCUAAGUGCCAGAAAAUAUUGUUCAUCACAAUUCACAUUAAUAAUCCCAAAUUUUCCCGAAUCGCACUCGUUAAGGUCUAA